Xenopus tropicalis (tropical clawed frog) is the source of this 2798-nucleotide messenger RNA. RefSeq names its product leucine zipper, putative tumor suppressor family member 3 (gene lzts3). The record is from RefSeq and is a predicted model, not a curated record. The coding region runs from base 279 to 2243 and encodes 654 amino acids. The transcript is spliced from 4 exons. Gene Ontology annotation, cellular component: cytoplasm. NCBI's taxonomy places the organism in Eukaryota, Metazoa, Chordata, Amphibia, Anura, Pipidae.
CGGUGGCACAGCUGGCAGAUCGGUGCGAUUGAGCCCCUCCCCCAGUAGCACAGCCCAGACUGACAGGGAGCGGAGGGAGGAGAGACAGUCUGGGCAUCUCACAGCCGGGAGCGCCACCAUGUCCCGGGGAGUCACCCCCAGCCGCUAAACCUUCCCCCCAGCCCCCGGCAAUGAGCCCAUCUGCCCCCGCCCCGGGCUGCUGCAGGGAAGAUGCCGGCCCCAAGCCCCAGCACUGGCAGUGCCAUUGAUUUAAGACCCAUCUUCCACUCUACGCUGCCAUGGCAAAGUUAGAAUCAAGAUCCGUCCUGAGCGACACAGCCUACCAGAGCCAAGAAUCCUUCCACUCAUUCGUUAGCAGGUCCUCUGAGUCGCCUCCCCACUGCACUAUGGGAAGUGUGGGCAGCGGAGUGGCCAACGACCAAGAGUUCCCAAUGAAGAGCGUAGGGACUAGGACUCAGAACAGCCUCAAGCAAAACGACAGCUCCAGGAACGGCUACUCCAACCGCUACUCGGGGGAGGAGAAAAUCUACAAGUUGGACAAAAACACCGGCAUGUACAUCAACGGCGAGCAGCGCAAAUGUGAAAAGAUGAAGACGGACCCAUGCGGCAACGUUAGUGCCAACAAUGAAAAGAAUAUGCCACAGGCAGCUCAGUACAGGGAGUCCAAUCCCCCAAAGAUAGUACCUGUCUCUGGAAAGUUGGAGCAGAGCAAUGAACCUUUGGUAAGACCUUCUGCCUUUAAACCUGUAGUUCCGAAAAACUUCCACUCCAUGCAGAAUUUGUGUCCGCCCUUGAACAAUGGAGUAUCCGAGAACAGAAAGAGCUCAAACCAUGGGAACAGCAAUAGCCCAGCCGCCAUGAAAAAUAGUCUUGAGAAGUCAAGCCACAACAGGUCGUCCAACCAGGUAGGAGGUCUCUCAGAUUCCGGCCGGAAUUCUCUGACAAGCUUGCCAACUUAUGGGAGCGGCUACAGCCAGCAUGUUGGCCCAAUGAGUGCGUCAACGAGCCAUAUCAAUCGCAUUGGCACUAGCUAUAUUGAAAAGAACAUAGUGGGUUAUAAUGGAACAACUACCUCAGAGAGUGGACGAUCUUCUAGCAAGAGUGCCUCCUCUUUUAGUAGACUGAAUCAUCUCAAUGAGACAUUGCCUUUCCACUCACCAUCAAGUGAUGACAUUAUACAAGAUUUAGAAGAUCGACUGUGGGAAAAGGAACAGGAAGUCAUACAGAUGAAGAGAAGCUUGGACAAAAGCGAGGCGGCCAUCUUCCAAGUCUUCGAAGAGAAGCAGAAGAUCUGGGAGCGCGAAAUGGAGGAUUUGAGACAAAAUUAUGCCAACAAGCUUCAGCAAGUCUCGAAGAAAGCGCAAAGAGCCCAGCAGGCUCUGCAACUGCAGAUAUUUAAGCUUCAGCAAGAGAAGAAAAAGCUGCAAGAGGAUGUGGCCCAACUUCUACAGGAGAGAGAGGAAAUGGAGAAAAAAUGCAUGGCUUUCAAAAAGGAGCAGGCAGAGUUCCUUCCUAAAAUAGAGGAAACCAAGUGGGAGGUGUGUCAGAAAGCAGGAGAGAUUUCUCUUCUGAAGCAGCAGCUGAAAGACUGCCAGGCAGAUCUCUCCCAGAAACUAAAUGAGAUUGUUGGCCUUAGAACACAACUUAAGGAAGCCAAGGCCUUUUUAAGGGAAAAGGAGGAACAGAUUGCUUCUAUUAAAGACUCUUAUAGCUCCAAGAGCGUUAGCCUAGAGAUCUGUGAGAAUGAAAUGCAGAGGAAGCAAAGUGAAGCUCAGCAGAUGAAAGAGAAGCUGAGCCAAUGUGAACAAGAGAUCUCAAGCUUGAAAGAAGCAUUGGCAAGCCUUGGACAAAACCCAUACACCAUAGAGCUCAAUGAAAAGUUGAGGGAUACUCUUGCCUGUGAAAGUGAUGAGGCCAAAAUGAAACGCCAAAACGAGGACAGUGUCAUUAGUCUGAAGAAGGAUAUAGAGAGGCUCCAGCUGGAACUAACCGUAGAGAAGCAGCAAAGGGAUCAGCAAGUGGUGGACUUUGAGGAGGAGAGACAUACCUGGCAAGAGGAGAAAGAAAAAGUCAUUAAGUACCAGAAGCAGCUUCAGCUCAACUACGUCGAGAUGUACCAGAAAAACCAACAGCUCGAGCAACGGAUGGCUGAAAUCACCACCAAGGUGACCACACCUCCAGCAGAAGAAAAAAAAGUGUGGACACCUUCCAGGCUUGAGCGAAUAGAGUCCACGGAGAUAUGAGAGAUGGUGGAUCACAUACACACAGCUAGAUUCUCACUGUGCAUGUGCAGCCUAUUCCAACUCAUGGUCAUCAUGGGGAAACAAUUCAAAUAGACCCUUCGGCAAUGAGGAGACCAGCAGCUGCAACCUUGGCCAGGUCCUCUCGCUAAGCAGAAGGCAUCCGAGCAAGGGGAACGAAUGCUGCCCAAUUGAAAAUGAAGAACAUGUGGUAUACCGUGUGUUAUGCGAUGUAUCUGUUUUCCCUGUUGCACGCACUUUUCUCUGCCUGUACGGCGUCGGGGGUAUUGCCCCGGGCAGUGCCCUCGUGCUGAUGCCCUCGUGCAGAGGUGAGGCACUCUGUGACUGUUAAUUGGCCCCUUUCUCUUUUUUUGGGACUUGUGCAAAGAAAAAGUCAAAAGUGACUUGGAUGGGGGGAUAUUUUAGCCAUAUUGGCUAGUGGAGGGAAGGUUGGAUGUGCUGUAUAAUCUAGCUAUCUACCUAUACUAUGAAUUCAUAAAGAAUUCUAGCCACUGUUUACUGUGAAUUAUCCAAAAACAUAUUUUUCUUUAAGAAUUA